Messenger RNA from Ambispora leptoticha, 669 nucleotides. Lineage: Eukaryota; Fungi; Glomeromycota; Glomeromycetes; Archaeosporales; Ambisporaceae. The record is from the annotation of a GenBank genome assembly.
AUGAGCCACAAUAACUUUAACGAUGAUAACUCAGGAGUGCUCAAUAGAACAAGAACACCGGUCGGCAAACAACUCUUUAAACAAUGGUUUCUUCGACCAAGCCUUGACUUAAAUAUCCUGAAGAGAGAUUUCGUAGCAUGUCAAAAAUAUCCCAAAAAUACCGAAGAGCAUGAAAGGGAAGUUGAAUAUUGCAGAUUCACUUAUUGCUGUCUUAAAAUUCGUAAUCUUAUUCGAGAAUUGAAUUCCUCGGAAAAUAUACAAAUAUUCAACCAAAUAAGAGAAACUUUCGUUGUUACCGAGUUGAAAGAUCUUGGUUCAGUUAUAAAUGAUGUGAUUGAUUUCGAUGAAAGCGCAAAUAAAAUUGCGUUGUGGUUAAAUUGCACGUCGAUGAGUGAAUUCGCAUCCACAUUGAAUGUCAUUUACUUUCCUCAGCUCGGGUAUUUGAUUGCCGUUCCAUUGAAACUUGAAUGGAAAGAGGAAGAAGACUUCCGGAUUGAAGGAUUGUAUUAUCAGUUUAGCACAGCGACAACUGUAUAUUACAAGAAUGAUCGAAUGCAAAUCAGUAAUGCGUUGAAAAAAGAAUUCAUAAAGACUUUGCCGGACCCUAACAUCGCUGGGGAGAAAAUGGCCAAUAUCUCUUCCUUUGCUAUAUCGAACAAACAAUUGUGA